AGGCAGGUGACGUCACACUUGCGUGCAAGGACACCCGGAGAAGAGAGCUCUCGGACUCCAAACAUUUUCUUCUGCUCUACAACAUUUUUGCUCUCGCAAUGUUGCCUUCAAGAAGAACUUUUGAGGCCGACAAGCAGCAACUGCAGCAGCUCAACGGCCGGCUGGCUCAGUAUCUCUCCAGGACACAGCAACUAGAGCGAGAGAAUGCUCACCUUCUGGCUGAGAUCAAGCAGCUCAGGCAGGCCCAGGUGGCGGAGAGGGAGCCGCGAUACAAGGCCGAAGUACGCGAGAUGAGGCGGGCGAUGGAGAGGGUGGCGCUGGAGAGGUCCCGUACCGAGAUGGAGCGCGAGAGGCUGUGCAGGGAGUUGGAAGAGGUGCGCUUGCUGUGCCACCAGCAAAGCGACGCGUGCCGAAACAUCGGCGGGGAGCUGAACGGCCGCGAGAAGGAACUGAGGGCGGCACAGCACAACAACGCCUUACUUGAGCAAAGGUUGAUUGAUCUCCAGCGGGAGUACACCUUCUUAGAGGAGACGCACCGGCAGCAGAUGGCACAGCUCAGACGACAGGCGGACUCCCAGAUGAAUUUUCAGGUGGUCACACAGAGUUACGGUGGGCCUCCUGCAGCUUCCAUUGAGGAGGUGCAAGAGUACGCCCGCGGGAUGUCCGAUGGCUGGGUGCAGACUAUUGAGAUGUACCAACAAAAGGUGGAGGAGAUGGAGCGGGCCAUCCAGGAAGACCAUGCCAUGCUGGGUGAGCUGCAAAGGGAAAAAAUGCUGCAAACCACAGAGUUAAACAGAUUACGCACAGAUGCAGAGAAACAAGGUCAGCUUCAAAUGCGCCUGGAAGAGCAACUGCUGCACCUGCAGGAGAAAUUCAGUCAAGAUGAGGGCGAGUAUCAGAUGAUUAUCAACCAACUAGAACAGGAAAGGAACGCCAUGGCUGAGUCAAUCACACAGAGGAUGCAGGACCAUCAGCAUCUGCUGAAGGUCAAGAUGGACCUAGGCAUGGAGGUGGCGGCCUACAGAGCGCUCUUGGAAGGUGAGAGAGUUGGGCUUCAAGACACCCACAGAAGAAUGAAUGAACUCCAGAGAGAGCGGAUCAUAGAUAUUAAGAUGCCCGGUCAAACCUACAUUCCGAGAACUUCCACCACAAGCAGACCGCGUAUGGACAUCAGGUUUACACCAUCAACAUCUAAUAUAAGAAGAACACCUGCAGCUUCCGCAGGGUCUAGAAGCUCCUCCAGGGUUGUUCCAAUUUCGCUUGCCAGCAGAGCUCAGCAUCAGAGUCCUGCCUCCAGAAGAGAUAUGAUCUCUUUCACCAAAGCCCAGGCUGCCACUUCUUCCUCUGUUCCUAAGGAAAAAGUAUUGGUUCAGAGUGAGCCACGAAGCCCCAAAUCUGCAAAGAAAACAAACAAGAUGGAACAUGUCACAAAAGUAGAAAACCAAAGCAGUGCAGUCAAAUACUCUUCUGAGACCAUGUCAGGUAGAGUGCUGUCACCACUAAAACCAGAGAUAGAAAGUACCGUGAAAGGGGCAGAUGAACCAGAUAAAACAACUCCACAUGAAGGUGAGUUCACAAAUGAAUGCAAAACCAAAUCCACUAUUGAGCAAACGGAGAAAAAGACUUUAGACAGUGUGUCUGUUGAAGAGAUCAUCGAGAAGGUGAUUAAACCGUCUGGUUUGGAAGCCCAGGUUUGCUCCACUGGAGAGUCAAAAAUAACGUAUCAUGUGGAGAAAACUGAACAGGGGGAUGGUUCGAUGAAGACUCAGAUUGUGUUGCAGUCCAAGGUGGAGGAAGAAGUGGACAUAUCAGAGGACUCUGCCCUGGAUCAGCUGCUGAACCAAGGGGUGAAGAAGGUAUCUCUGGAGGACAUUGAGGACACAGCGACGGGAAGUAUGAUCAAGGACCUGCUGAGUGGCUUGCAAGGAGAAGCAAAUCUGCAAAACAAGUCUGUCAAUGUGGAGAUCAUUGAACAGCCGGUGGAGUAUGAUGAAGAAGGUGAUGAGAAGUACAGACCUGAUUUUUAUGAGCCCUCCACAUAUUUCCAAAUUGAUGAGAUGAAAGAAGACCAAGAUUCACAGGUUGAGAAGAGCAGUGAUGCUGCCUUUAAAAGAUCCAGCGGUGGGUCUGUUCAGGUUCAGCAGGAGAGUGAGUCUUUAUAUUUUACCCACGAUCAAGAGCCCUCUGAGUAUUUUGUUUCCACACCAGACGAUAAUCUCUCUGAACACGAGGAGGGCUGCGGCAUAACCUCAUAUGGUCAUUAUGGCAUGGUAGAUGACUUGUCUGAUGAGAGAUAUUAUCAAGAUGAUAGGUUUCCACAAACCAGAACCAUUGUUGAGGAAAAUGACGAGUACAGGUUUAUGUCAGACAGGCCCUUUCUCAAAGAGAGCAUUCCUGAGUGCAUCAUUGAAGAAGAGAUCCGUGUUUCGCCUAUAGUGCAGGAGUCAAUGCUUGAGUUCUUGCGAGAGGACUCAUUGGAGCCCAAGGAUCAGCUGAGAGGAGCUUUGGAGAAGUUACAAGGCUCCGUGUCAGGCCCACUGAGGGAGGAGUUGGCUUUCCUCACUAAAGUUAGCAGUGAAAAUCCACAGAACGUGGCCAUUGACAUCAAGAAAGUGAAGCAGUCUGGUGAUAGUGGAACCACAACCAUUGUUGCUGAGCUGAACGUCUCUCAAACACUGGAGGACUCAGGACUACUGGACAAUGAUGACUUAUCAGAGGAGCAGAUCAUGGCCGCCCUAAGGUCUUCCAAAUUUGGGAGCACCUUGCAGGCUGAAGCUGGAGAAGGAUACAGCUUCAAAAUCUCCAAAGAACAACACGUGAUGCUCGGGGAUGACUUUGCAAGGGAAGGCGAGCCAUCUUUAUCCCAUGCCAUUCAGAUGGCGGGACACAGCAGCCAUACUGGUGGUAGCUCAGAUCAAGAGUGAAUGAACAAUUUUUAUGGGGUAUUUACAAAUCUGACACAUGAUCAGGAAUAUUGGUUUUACCAAUUGAUGCAUCGAUUCCAAAUGCAAGGAUAAAUUCACGACAAAGAGUAUUUGUAGCAGACCCUACAGCUCUUGGUUUGUCGUAUCCCUGCAGGGAUUUGACAUGCAGUAUGUUCCUAACUGCCAUAUGGAUUUAUUUGAUCACUGUUGACAGUCUAAGGAUUAUCUCCUUCAUAGACUGUCAGAGAUUAUCUCUCAAAAUCCCAAUUAAGAACUUGGUAUUUCAAACAUGACCCGACUUGUAACUGAGAUCAAAACAUCAGAUUGACGGAUGUAUGGGCUGCUGUCCUUAGUGCAUCAUUUUCAUCCACAACUGAUUUGGAAAUUGACUGCAUUUUGAAUGGCAUUUGAUUUAUUAUUUACUAACGUAUUCACUGUUCUGUCCUGUCCCAAUGGUCUGAAUUCAACCCUUGUAAUUUUAGAUAUUUCUAGUUAUCUUCCAUUCUAUAAUUUUGAUAUACUGUAGCUGAAUUUAAUCAAUAGAUACAAAUUAAUGCAAUGCUUCCCUCACUGCUGAUCAGCGAUUGAUUUAUUGGGACCUUCAGCCACCGACUUUCAAAACAAAUUUACGGACCGAAUCGGGAAACCUGACUCGCUAUCUGCUUGCAUACAAAUACAGGAGCUGAAUCCCUGGAGUGCCUGCCCAAGUAAAUCUUUUGUUAGCUGCCUAUUUUCAAAAUGAGUUUGUGAACAAACAUUUGUUUAUUUGUAAGUGGGUGUCUGUCCAGAUGAGCACUUUCAUUGACUAGUAUAAUUCGACAGUUUGGCGACAAGGUUUUGCCACCACCAGUGGAAAUACAAGCUAUGUUUGUACAGCGUUUACUUUUAGACUGUUGGUUUAACAAGUUGAUUCUUUUCUAGGUCUACGAAAGCCAUUUUCUUGUUGGCACACCAAAGGAAUAAAGGGGGGAUGAGCAAUGGCGGUAUAAUUUCAGCGAGGCCAGUAAGAAAGGGUGUAGUGUCUAGUGAUUCUUUACUGAGGUAUUUUAAUGAAAGCAUGACAAACAUUUUAGCAAAACUCCAGAAAGUAUUUUAAUUGAGGAAGAAAUAUUGCAUUAUAAGUAUUCUUAACAACUAAAUGCAUGUGUUGCAUAUCACUAACUUGUAGUUGUUACCACAUAGCGACAAUGAAUUUACUUACACAAAUAUUUUCACAAAAUGAUACUAUUUUAUUUUUCAAGUAACGGUAAAAAAACAUAAUACAACUGAUAUGCAUCUGUAGGAUUUUUUGGACACUUUCCUAACGUGUUUCUGUGCAGGUUUAAACGUUGAGUUUGCCAUUUACUGCACAACUUUGUUUGCCAUCUUGUACGAGUUGUGAGGCAGUAGGAAGUCUGGCAGUAUUUCCACACUGGUGGCUUGUACUGUAUUUAGACGGAUGGGACUUUUUUUCUUUGAUUUAUCUUUGCUAAGAAAUGUGACUCAUAUAUAAUGAAAAAGAAAGCCACUCUAGCAAUGUCACAAAAAGGAAAUGGUAGCAGUGUCUGGACACUGUUCACUUGACACUGUGCUAUCUGUGUUGCUGGAAGGAUGCUUACAUAAGACAGUGUGUUCAUUACAGCUGACUAUUUUUGUAUCGGCUUAGCAGCACUGACCGUUCACAAGGCUUUUUAUGUUGUUUACACCUUGAACUGUCAGGAGAUGUGUAAGAAAUUUAAUGUUUGCGCCAUGUUUUUAUGUUGACAGAUGCACAACAUUUGAACACGUGCUUUGAAAUUGUUUGAUACUAUACAUUUGACUAUGUGAAAGAAAAAAUUAUGUUACAGAGAUUCUGAAACUGUGUGAUUACACAGCAUCUCAACUUUAACAAAAUCAACAUUUAAAGGCUGUGUGAUAAUUUCGUAUUAAAAAAUUCAGCAUGUCUCAUAGUGAUGUAAAAAGAAAAAUCUGGCUUUACUAAUCCACAUUUAAUAAAAACUACGGUUGUAUGUUUUUAAAGUGUU
Molecule: messenger RNA, 4927 nt
Organism: Corythoichthys intestinalis (scribbled pipefish)
Lineage: Eukaryota; Metazoa; Chordata; Actinopteri; Syngnathiformes; Syngnathidae
Gene: synm
Product: synemin, intermediate filament protein
Exons: 5
Coding region: 99-2924 (941 amino acids)
Biological process (GO): intermediate filament cytoskeleton organization; fast-twitch skeletal muscle fiber contraction
Cellular component (GO): intermediate filament; neurofilament cytoskeleton; costamere
Molecular function (GO): structural constituent of muscle; vinculin binding; intermediate filament binding
Source: RefSeq, a predicted model, not a curated record